UUUCACUCUGUCGUUUUCUCCAACAACCAGGCUGUGGAGUCUUCCUCUGUCUGAAGGAAGGAGAAUCUGAAACCUAAACAGAUGCUUUAAGUUUCGUUUCUCACCCAAGUUAAUACCACCACAUAACUCCAACUCUUUAGUGUUUCUGGAUGUUUUGCAACAAGGGGCGUGGUGGUUGAACGUGUGACUGUGCUCCGAUGUAUUAAAACUAUUACCUGUUGGCAGAAGUGUUGAACUAAAACACAAGCAAAUCCGAAAUAGUUUCUCCCGUCAUGAACACUAUACCAGCUUACUCAGGAGCUAGAAUAUCUGGCUGUUGGACUCUAAGAUCUGAUGGCAGUGGAGGUAGUGAGGGGUCGCUGGACCGACUGCUGCCCUCUGUCAGCUUGGGUCUUUCUCCCAGGAAACGGACCACCAGCCAGUGUAAAUCCGAGCCUCCGCUGCUGCGCACCUCCAAACGAACCAUCUACACAGCCGGUCGCCCACCGUGGUACAACGAGCAUGGAGCACAGUCCAAAGAGGCCUUCGUCAUUGGUCUUUGUGGAGGCAGUGCUUCAGGAAAAACCACAGUUGCCAGGAAAAUCAUUGAAGCUUUAGAUGUUCCAUGGGUUGUUUUACUCUCAAUGGACUCUUUUUAUAAGGUCCUGUCCCCUGAGGAGCAGCUGCUGGCAGCCAGGAAUGAUUAUAACUUUGACCACCCAGAUGCCUUUGAUUUUGAUUUGCUGACACACACCCUGCGCAAACUCAAACAGGGCAAAAGUGUGAAAAUCCCCGUCUAUGACUUCACAACUCAUGGGAGACAGAAAGAGUGGAAAACUGUAUAUGGAGCUAGCGUCAUCAUCUUUGAGGGAAUCAUGUCUUUUGCAGAUAAAGCCCUCCUGCAGUUGCUCGACAUGAAGAUCUUUGUGGAAACCGACUCUGACAUCCGUUUAGUGCGCCGGCUGCGGAGGGACAUCACGGAACGAGGCCGAGACAUCGAGGGUGUCAUCAAACAAUACAACAAGUUUGUGAAGCCUGCUUUUGAGCAAUACAUCGAGCCCACCAUGCGCCUGGCGGAUCUGGUGGUGCCACGUGGUGGUGGAAACAUGGUAGCCAUUGACCUGAUUGUGCAGCAUGUUCACAGUCAGCUGGAGGAGAGGAAACUUCGCUGGGAUAUGGCAGCCCUGGCUUCUGCACACCAGGCCCAACCCCUCCCCCAGACCCUCAGUGUUCUGGAGAGCACACCCCAAGUCAGGGGCAUGCACACCAUCAUCAGAAACAAGGAAACCAGCCGCGAUGAGUUCAUCUUCUACUCAAAGAGGUUGAUGCGCCUGUUGAUUGAGCGAGCGCUCUCCUUUCUCCCCUCUCAGGUCCACAUAGUGCAGACCCCCCAGGGAGAGGACUACGAAGGCAGGAGUUUCCAUGGAAAGCGAAUUACAGGGGUGUCCAUCCUGAGAGCUGGUGAGACCAUGGAACCAGCCCUGAGGGCCGUCUGUAAAGACGUCCGCAUCGGGAAGAUCCUCAUCCAGACCAACCAGGACACAGGGGAACCUGAGCUUCAUUACCUUCGUCUACCCAAAGACAUCAGUGAGGACCACGUGAUUCUGAUGGACUGCACUGUGUCCACCGGGGCUGCUGCCAUGAUGGCUGUUCGAGUUUUGCUGGACCAUGAUGUUCAGGAAGACAAGAUCCUGUUAGUUUCUUUGCUAAUGGCAGAAAUGGGAGUCCAUUCAGUGGCCUAUGCAUUCCCACAGGUGAAAAUCAUCACCACAGCCGUGGACAAGAAGGUCAAUGAUGUUUUUCACAUCAUUCCUGGCAUUGGAAAUUUUGGAGAUCGGUAUUUUGGAACGGACGCACCGCCUGACUGGAGCGAUGAGGACUUAGACGAGCCCAGUUACUGAUUGUCGCGCAUGCUUUGAGGAUUCAGGCUCUUGGGCGGCAAUCUGAAGACAUGCUCCUCAUCGUUCUCCUUCUUACUGCGGCCUGCGUACUUCAGGGAUUGAACAGGAAAGACAUGCAAAAUAAUUCAAAAUCAGGAAACGGGAGAUUGCAAAUAGACUAACUUGUAAAUCAUUGCAUUUAAAAAUCAAUUUUGAACACUGUUGAGUGACUUUGCUGUUAUGAAUCCAAAAUAUUUCUUAUUUUUACAGUUCGUUAUAGAGCUAAAAUAUUUAAAUUGUGACAAUCUAUUAAAAAAGUGCAGUUUUAAGACGUAUAUCUUGCCUUAAGUCACCUACUGUGGACGACACAAUUGAAUGUGAGCUUGCACACUUUUUUAAAAAAGAAACUGAAGCUUUUUCUGUUUUUUUUUUUCUUUUGUAUUUUUUUUUAUUUUUUCACCACAUGCCCCCUUCCUUGCAACUUUCAGAAAAGUAAGAUUGUAGCAUGAACCCGUCUUGCUCAACUUCCAUCGCCGUGAGGCUUUUCUGAAGGACCAUUCAAUCGGAAAAUGUGUGGGUGUAUUUAUUUUUUUUUUAGCUCUCUCGUUCAACCUUUUCCUUCAACAUGGAUGCUGACCUAUCCAGCCUAAAAAGGAUGUUGAAAACUGAAGUUCAUUAUACAGUUUUAAGUAUGUACUUGCGGUGUACAUUAAUUUUCUGUCAUUUACAUCUAUUUUUCCUAUGUAUGAAGCAGCUGAGCGGGACGGGCGUGCAUCUUUUUGUUGCUGUGGAAAUGGGUCAUCUGCAUAAAGCAAACACUGAUUAGGCGUAUGGUUUUAACCCAGUGGGUGGGAUUGGUGAUUUGAAAAGAGGGAAAUGAUGGUAUAAAAUUAUCCACAAUGUGCCGAAUGAUUUGAUUGGGGAGCUUUAUUAAAAACACGUGAUAUUAAUCUGUUGUUGCAAUGUUUUUAUUGUUGUGAAAUAUUCAGUUUACCAGAACUGGGGUCAAACUCUGCAGUUCUACAGUUCAUAUCUUGAAGGUCAAGUCGUUGAGAUUGUAGUGUUUUUAUCAUUUACAUUUUUGCAAUAUCGGCGUUGAUUUGAAGUGGAAAUGUUAAAAAGUACGGUAAAAAGAUAAUUUUUUUUGAAAAGUGGAAAAUACUGCAUCAUGUUAGUUGAAGAUAUGUCAUAUUUGCUUAUCCCUGCCCCUCCAUUAUACAACGUGUUACUUACCAAUAAACUCUGUCCAUACUGAAAUAAAAUUACUGUGUGCCAUUUCAUACCCUCUGAACGUUUUCACAUUUUGUUAUGCAAUCACCACAAAUGUCACUGUUUUAUUUGCACUUUUUUUGUGUCAAACCAAAAUAAAGUAUUGUGUUAUUGUGAUGCUGAUGGAAAAAUCAUAUAAUGUUUUUAAAAUUAUUUUGCAAAUAAAAACAUCUGAAAAGUG
Poeciliopsis prolifica (blackstripe livebearer) is the source of this 3309-nucleotide messenger RNA. It is a transcript of the gene uckl1b, whose product is annotated as uridine-cytidine kinase 1-like 1b. The coding region runs from base 273 to 1880 and encodes 535 amino acids. Gene Ontology annotation, cellular component: cytoplasm. Gene Ontology annotation, molecular function: kinase activity; ATP binding. The record is from RefSeq and is a predicted model, not a curated record. The transcript has 15 exons. Lineage: Eukaryota; Metazoa; Chordata; Actinopteri; Cyprinodontiformes; Poeciliidae.